This is a messenger RNA of Paramormyrops kingsleyae, 2150 nucleotides long. Its product is annotated as syntaxin-12-like. The record is from RefSeq and is a predicted model, not a curated record. Lineage: Eukaryota; Metazoa; Chordata; Actinopteri; Osteoglossiformes; Mormyridae. Gene Ontology annotation, molecular function: SNAP receptor activity; SNARE binding. Gene Ontology annotation, biological process: vesicle fusion; intracellular protein transport; autophagosome assembly. Gene Ontology annotation, cellular component: synaptic vesicle; synaptic vesicle membrane; SNARE complex.
CCCAGCUAACUGAGAAAUCCUGCUUUGAGGAACACCCCCUGCUUAGGGUGCAAGAGUCAACAAUAAAGCUCUAGAUUCCAUCAUCCUACAACCAAUAAACCACAUUCUGGCACUAUUUCCCACUUGCACAUACAAAUUUUAUUCUGCUAAACAGUAUGGAUUAUGCAAUAUUUUUAUUAGUCAUUUCUUCACCUAAUGAGAGCGGUCCAGGGUGUUUAGUAGUUCGAAUCUUUAAAUAAAUUUUAAGUACAAUAUUUAUAUACAAAACACAAGCCGGUGGUAAGGGUAUUAUCAGCCACAUUACACAUUAACCCCAUACACCCGCUGCUGAAGUCAGGUCGCUGACAAAACGCAAAGCCUUAUUUCUUUUCACUAAGGUAAAGUAUGCAGUGACGUCGGGUGAUCCGCUCAUUUCGCGGUUUGUCACGGAGACGGAGGACGGGACCGGGAGCAAAGCUGACGUUGAUCUGUGUGAUUCUGGGCUGCCUCUGCCAACAUUAAGGAUUCCCCGCGCUUCCCGCCGCCAUGUCGUACGGCAGGCCAGACAGCUACCGCGGGCAUCCAAAGCACUUCAGCUCCCUCAUGCAGAUAUGCAGUGCCAACAUCCAGAAGAUCACAUACAACACGGCUCAGAUUAAGAGCCUGGUGAACCAGAUCGGGACCAGGCAGGACACAAGUGAGAUGCGGGAGAAACUGCAGCAGCUACAGCAGAAUACCAACCAACUGGCCAAAGAGAGCAACCGACUUGUAAAAGACCUGGGCUCCCUGCCAUUACCUACGUCUCCAUCAGAGCAGAGGCAGCAGAAGAUCCAGAAGGAGCGGCUAAUGAAUGACUUCACGGCCGCUCUUGGUAACCUGCAGGCCGAACAGCGCCGUGCCGCCCAGCGGGGGAAGGACUCCGUGGCUCGGGUUCGAGCCGCCUCCCGCCUCUCUUCAGAAGAUGGCAACCGUGAAGAUCAGCUGAUCUCCUUUGAAUAUCAGGAUGCCUGGGGGCAGACAGGAGCCCAAACACAGGAGCCCUCAAUCACUGAGGAGGACCUGGAGCUCAUCAAGGAGAGAGAAACAUGCCUGCGGCAGCUGGAGUCAGACAUCAUGGAUGUGAACCAGAUCUUCAAGGACCUGGCAGUGAUGAUUCAUGACCAGGGCGACAUGGUUGACAGCAUAGAGGCCAACGUGGAGAGCACACAGGUCCAUGUAGAGCAUGCUGUGGACCACCUACAUCAGACGGCCCACUACCAGAACAAGUCCCGUAAGAAGAUGUGCAUCCUGAUCCUGGUGCUGACGGUGGUAGCUACUGUCCUGGCCAUCGUCAUCUGGCUGGCCACCAGCUGAACCAGCUCAUGGUUUUGCCCACCUGGAUGUUGCACUAGGAGACCAAAUCCUAUUGACCAAGACCUCUUUUUGGAGAGGCGUCUGUCUGGGAUGAUUGGGUGUGGAGAAAUGGGGGUGAUGUGUUUUUUGGGGAGUGAUGUGUAGCCCCUGGGACUGUGGACUACCUGUGGUUAAGGGGUGAGCUUGUCUUCCAUGAGUGAUUGACAUUGUGGAUGGGGCUCUAUUUGUGAUGCUUUGGAUAAAAACGUCUGCUGCUAAGAAAUGUUUUUGUGAGUUAGGGGUGGGGAUUUUGGACUGAUGGGUUAUGGUGUUUAGAUAUUUUGAGGUGUGGUAUGUUAGACACCUGGGAAUUCUGUUUGGGGACUUAUUUAUGAAGUACUAUCCUAUAUGUAAAGUUACAAUAGGAAUAUCCUGCACUAACCUUAUUUUGCACUGCUUGUGUGUGUGUGUGUGUGUGUGUGUGUGUGUGACAACAAGCUCCUGGUCAUCUGGGCUGGUUUGAAGUGCUAUCAGGGGAUUGGCUACGGUGUGGCUAUCCCAACAACUGAUGUGUUAUAGCUGAUAUCUGACCAUACAGAUUAAGAACAAUAGCUAGAUAUGAUUACAAAGGCAACUUAUCACAUUAGGAUGUCAGUGAUAAAUCUUCAUUCAGUGUUUUAUAUUAUUACUGUCACUGGUGGAUGUUAUUGAGACGCACAUGCUGGUCACGUGAUUAAUAAGAACUGUUUAACUACAUAAUGAUGCUGCAAUCCACAAUGUAAGAUUUUUAAAGCAUUAAUGUUUCUGUAAUUAAAUGCCACUAAAAUGGUUCAAGCAAA